CAAAUAAAUCCGUGGAUUGCUCCAGAACUGACUACCAAUUCAAGCUGAUGUGUCCGUGUCUGAGAGGAUAAAUAAAUACAAGGAGCGAGAUAAACCGCGUGGACACAUUCCAGAAGACUAAAAUAGUUUCGAAUCUAAUUGCCUAUGAUAAURAUAAAUAUUGAACAGAAUCCACCAAUAUCGAAUGAGGUCCUACAUAUUUAAAGACUCCAAAAACUCACUCAGCUUUUUCUCCGCGGUCUUUGUUAGUUCAAUGUGAAACGGGGCUGGGCCAAGGUUGGAACUAAACCAAGAUGGCCGCCUUCAUAGUAAGGAUGGGGCCUCUGUUAGUGUUGUGGCAGUCUGUCUUCCUCAGUGGGACCUGGGCYGUGGACCGGGGAAACUUCAAAACCUGUGACCAGAGUGCCUUCUGCAAGCGUCAGCGAGCGUUGAAGCCUGGCCAGUCCCCGUACAGAGCCCUGCUGGAGACCCUGGAGCUCACCAACACCAAACUCACACUGCAGCUCAUCAAUGACAACAACAAGGUGCGUCUGCUGCUGGAGCUCUAUCGUCUCCAGGGCAACAUGACCAGGGUGAAGAUAAAUGAGUUGAAGCCACUGAAGCCUCGCUUUGAGGUCCCCGACGUGCUCAUCAACGACCCUCCUACAGAGCCUCUGUCUCUCCUGUCGCAGGAUGAGAAUGGGGUGGUUCUGUCUUUGGGGGCAGACUCUCAGUGGCUGAUCGUCAGUGCUAAACCGUUCCGAUUGGACAUCAUGGAGGGACGGGAGGUUCUUCUGUCACUUAACUCCCGUGGUCUGCUGGCCUUCGAGCACCUCCGGAUCCGCAAGGAUACUCAGGUAGACCCAGAAGGAGCUGAGAAGAAAGAAGAAAGUGAUGCUGCCAACGAACCGGCAGAAGGAGAGACUGCAAACGAGGAUGGAAUGUGGGAGGAGACGUUCAAGUCGCACACAGACAACAAACCCAAUGGCCCUUCCUCCAUUAGUCUGGACUUCUCUCUGCCAGGGGUAGAGCACGUCUACGGCAUCCCGGAACACGCAGACAGUCUUAAACUCAAAACCACUGAUGGAGGGGAUCCAUACCGGUUGUUUAACCUAGACGUGUUCCAGUAUGAGCUGUUCAACCCCAUGGCCCUGUACGGUGCCAUCCCUGUCAUGCUGUCCCACAAUGCACAGCGCACCAUGGGCAUCUUCUGGCUCAAUGCUGCUGAGACCUGGGUGGACAUCAGCUCCAACACCGCUGGCAAGACUGUGUUUGGCCAGAUGCUGGACUAUGUUCAGGGCUCCAGUGAGACGCCACAGACAGACGUGCGUUGGAUCUCAGAGAGCGGCAUCAUCGACGUCUUCAUCAUGCUGGGACCCACUCCCACUGAUGUCUUCUCCCAGUACGCGUCACUCACAGGUACCCAGGCCUUCCCUCCCCUGUCUGCACUGGCCUACCACCAGUGCCGCUGGAACUACAAUGACCAGGAAGAUGUGGCGGCUGUGGACCAGGGCUUCGAUGAGCAUGACAUCCCCUACGACUUUAUCUGGCUGGACAUAGAGCACACGGACGGCAAGCGCUACUUCACCUGGGACCCUCACAAGUUCCCCCAGCCCAAAGACAUGCUGCAGGGCCUGAUAGACAAGAGACGCAAGAUGGUGACCAUUGUGGACCCCCACAUCAAGGUGGACAGCAGCUACAAGAUCCACAAUGAGAUCCGCUCCAAAGGCUUCUACGUCAAAAACAAAGAUGGUGGAGACUACGAGGGCUGGUGCUGGCCUGGUAAUUCUGGUUACCCAGACUUUACCAACCCUGAGAUGAGAGCUUGGUGGGCCAGUAUGUUUGCCUACGAUCAGUAUGAGGGAUCCAUGGAGAACAUGUAUACAUGGAACGAUAUGAACGAGCCGUCAGUGUUUAACGGACCAGAGGUCACCAUGCAUAAAGAUGCCCUGCACGGGAACUGGGAGCACCGUGACCUCCACAACCUCUACGGACUCUAUGUGCAAAUGGCCACAGCAGAGGGUCUGAUUGAGCGUUCAGGGGGAGUGGAGAGGCCGUUUGUCCUGACCAGAGCCUUCUUCGCUGGCUCCCAGCGCUACGGUGCUGUGUGGACAGGUGAUAACACUGCUGAGUGGGACCAUCUGAAGAUCUCCAUCCCCAUGUGUCUCAGUCUGGGCCUGGUUGGUGUUUCUUUCUGUGGAGCUGAUGUGGGUGGUUUCUUCAAGUCUCCCAGUACUGAGCUCCUGGUGCGUUGGUACCAGACGGGGGCAUACCAACCCUUCUUCCGGGCCCAUGCCCAUCUGGACACCCCACGCAGGGAGCCCUGGCUGUUUGGCCCAGAGAACACUGCUCUGAUCAGGGAGGCUGUCCGCCAGCGUUACGCCCUCCUGCCCUACUGGUACCAGCUGUUCUACCACGCCCACUACUCUGGCCAGCCUGUCAUGAGACCUCUGUGGGUGGAGUAUCCUCAGGAUACGGCCACAUUCUCCAUGGAUGACCAGUURCUGCUUGGGAGAGAUCUGCUGGUGCACCCUGUUACUGAGGAGGGGGGCAGGGGUGUUACUGCCUACCUGCCUGGAAAAGGAGAGGUCUGGUUUGACGUCCACACGUUCCAGAAACACAACGGAGCCCAGAACCUCUACAUCCCUGUCACCAUCAGCUCUAUUCCGGUAUUCCAGCGCGGUGGUUCAAUUAUUCCCAGGAAGGCCCGGGUUCGACGGUCAUCAUCCUGCAUGGAACAUGACCCCUACACCUUAUUCGUUGCGCUCAGCCCCAAGAGAUUUGCCCAGGGUGAGCUCUACAUAGAUGACGGCCACACCAUGAACUUUGACAAACGGAAACAGUUCAUCCACAGAAGACUUUCCUUUGCCAAUAACGCCCUGUCCUCCAGAAACCUGGCCCCUGGUUCCCAGUUUAUCACUCCCUCCUGGAUUGAGAAGAUUGUCAUAUUGGGGGCCAGUAAGCCCAGCAAGGCCACUCUGAAGACUCCUGAUGGCAAGGAGAAUCUGCUGGAGUUUGAGUUUGAUGCCUCUAUGUCGGUGUUAACCCUUCGUAAGCCAGGCGUCAACGCAGGGGRGGACUGGACUGUGGUGCUUCAGUAACCAUGGAGAUGAGAAAUGGAGGGGGAGGGCUGAACCCGACUGAACAGGAAAGGAUGAGAGAGAUGGAGGAACUGAGUGGACACGGGUUGCAAUCGUAACGCACCAAGCAAGAUAUUGGAACGACUGCUCUGUGGUACUCAGACUGGACAGGUGAUACAGGACUAUUCUCUCACACACACACACUUUCAUAACAAGCUUGCGCACACAAACACACGUGGACAGGGAUUUGUUCUGUAGAUCUGAACUGGUUACUAGGUAGAUUGUUCUUUGUUAGCGGCAUUUAGGGCAAAAUUCUCGAAUUCAAAURAUGGUAUCAUUGUCGUUAAUGUAUUGGGAGUACUCAGACGUUCAAGUCUGAUGGAUGAUUAUUUUAGGUUUUCCAUCAAGUAUGCUGUAGAUGUAAAAGAUCAUUGAAUAAGUUUGCUGACAAAAUUAAGACACUCAUUCAGACAGUUUAGUUAGUAUCUGUUUAAUUCCAUAUCUGGUCAUCUCUUAUGACUUUAAAUUCUUAUAUUUUUCAUGUUUUCAUUCCAUUACAUAUUCCCCCUGUAAUUACUGAAGAGAAAUCGACAGGAAAGCCAAACAGCUCCUUUUGCUUUCAGUUUAUGUGCCACAUUCUAUUCAGGUUUUAUUAGGGGGGGUUAGAAACUCUCCACCAAUCAUGAAUGCUGCACUGAUCAAGAUCUGUAAAUGUCAUGUGCAUCUCUCUAAUUGCCAUAAGGUGUAUUGAGUCUUAUCUCUGAUAUUCCUAAUUUAAGGUUGGUCAUUCCUUCUUAUUUUGCCCCUAAUUUAGUUUCUGACAAGAAUGUGCACGCUUACCUCAGUCAUUAUUAUGCCAURUUUUUUAAAGUGCUGGAGAAAAGACACAAAGUAUGGUCUGAACUACUGCAUGGAGGGGAUUUGGCUWUUUAAGUUUGGUCAUAUUUGGGAAUUAUUCUAAAACCACUUGACUUUGUGGAUGCUCAUCCUAAUAAGUUAGGGCCAUGCAUUGGGAUUAGAUUGUGGGUUGGGGUACAGGGUCAUGGUCCACUAUCUUCAGAGUGUCAUAUGCUCUUUAUAGUGUUGAUUUUAAUUGUCUAAAUGUGACUUAGGAAAGAUAUGUUUACUAAGAUGUAGUGAGCUCUCUGGAGACAAGCGACCGGUCCUGGUUGGUCAAAGCAUCGUGAAGGGGUUGUUGUAUUCCCUACUGUCGUUGGUAAUCAAGCAUUUUGAAGAGUUUUUCUUCAUUAUUUUGUGGUUGAAUUCAAAAACUUACUGCAGCAUUCUCAGGAUGAGUGUUGGAACUGYGAACCAAGGAGGCCAGUUGUGUGUGAUAAGAUGACAGACCAAGUGAAAAUAAACCUGACCAAAUGUGAGAGGGCAUUGUUUUUAAUUAAGAAUUAAUACGGUUUACGUAGAUGGGGAUGGUAAUAAAAUAACUAUAUUCCCAAUC
Messenger RNA from Salvelinus sp. IW2-2015, 4512 nucleotides. RefSeq names its product glucosidase II alpha subunit b (gene ganabb). Gene Ontology annotation, cellular component: glucosidase II complex. Gene Ontology annotation, molecular function: carbohydrate binding; glucan 1,3-alpha-glucosidase activity. Lineage: Eukaryota; Metazoa; Chordata; Actinopteri; Salmoniformes; Salmonidae. The record is from RefSeq and is a predicted model, not a curated record. Gene Ontology annotation, biological process: carbohydrate metabolic process; N-glycan processing.